Messenger RNA from Conger conger (European conger), 4237 nucleotides. RefSeq names its product glucocorticoid-induced transcript 1 protein. The transcript has 8 exons. Lineage: Eukaryota; Metazoa; Chordata; Actinopteri; Anguilliformes; Congridae. The record is from RefSeq and is a predicted model, not a curated record. Bases 360 to 1868 code for a protein of 502 amino acids. Gene Ontology annotation, biological process: podocyte development. Gene Ontology annotation, cellular component: cytoplasm.
CAUAGUAUAGGAAACGUAGCUACCGACAGCACAGGACUAUUGUGUCCUGUUCUGCUUCAAACUUCCAAUUUUAACCAUAUCAGUCUUAACUAUAUUUUAAAAGUACAGUUAACAUGGAAAUGCUGGAUUAAUAUACUUGUUUUCACGAGUGUGAUACACUUUUAGCUAACUAACAGGCUUUAAUAGGUAGCUAGCUGGAACUAAGCUGCCACAUAAACUGUUAUUUACAAAACUACACGGCUAUCAAGGGAAGUUAAAUGUUUAUCGGAAACCGUCAUUCAUUUUUUUCGAGGACCGGGUGAGCUCUGGCUAAUCGUUCUGUUUUCUAGCUGAAAGAGUUGUUGGACUGUUAAGCGAUCAUGUCCGCAUCCGCUACAAACUCAGCUCACCAGCAGCAGUCGCGAGUCAGACGCAGCAAUGCAGGUUCCCCCACCUCCACCAGCAACAGCAGCAGCAUUAGCCGGCUGCAACCCAUCCGCGCCACUGUACCCUACCAGCUCUUGCGUGGAAGUCAGCAUAGUCCUACCCGGUCCCUCUCCUCCUUCUCAGUUGGGAGCAACACGGGAUCGACCACGACACGUUGCUCCAGCCCCCCAAGUCCGACACAGCUGUUGUCGAAUCCCGGGGCAAACGGCUCAGUGGACGCAAAACUGGGUGCAAGACAGAGACUGUCGCCAGACAACAAGGGCUCACCUGAGCGGACUCCAAACUCACCCGUCUGUAGAGUGGAGAGGUCCAAGUCCCAGCAAGUGCGGAGCUCCAACACCAUCCGAAGGACGUCCUCCCUGGACACCAUCAUGGGCCCCUACCUGACCGGGCAGUGGCCCCGCGACCCUCACAUGCACUACCCCUCCUGCAUGAAGGACAAAGCCACACAGACUCCCGGGUGCUGGAGUGAGGAAGGAGGGGAGAAGAGAGGCAUGCACCAGCGCUCUGCGUCAUGGGGCAGUGCCGACCAGCUCAAAGAGCAGAUUGCCAAGCUUAGACAGCAGCUGCAGCGCAGCAAGCAGGGCGGCCGCCAGAACAAGGAGAAGGAGAGGCACUCCCCCCAGCAGGGGGCGCACUGCGCCCAAGCCCAGCAGCCGGGGUGGAAGUCUGUCCCAGUGCUUCUGUCCAACAUCACCGUGCCAAAAUCCUCCAUCUCACGAGUGCCCAGCAGUAUGGAGGGGAUCAACCACGAGCUGGAGAAGGCCUUCAUCAGAGACAGUGGAGAGAAAGAGGAACUGAAGUCCCUGGAGGUCCCAGACGGGCGGCGAGCCCCCUUCCCGCCCCAGCGCAGCGGCAGCUCCCGGAGCGUGGACACGCAGACGCCCUCGGCCCACGGCCGCUCCAGCAGCUGCUCCAGCCACUCGCCCUGCCCCUCGCCCUCCUGCCCGCCCCGCUCUCAGGACUGCAGCCCCUGCUCCGGCGAGGACCCGCUGUAUGACCGCGACAAAGACAGCGGGAGCAGCUCCCCUCUGCCCAAGUUUGCCUCCUCUCCCAAACCCAACAACAGCUACAUGUUCAAGAGGGAGCCCCCUGAGGGCUGCGAGCGGGUCAAGGUGUUUGAGGAGAUGGCGUCUCGGCAGCUGAGUGGCAUCCCUCUCUUCUCAUGCCCUGACAAAAACAAGGUGAACUUCAUCCCCACCGGGUCUGCCUUCUGCCCUGUGAAACUUCCCGGUGCCUCCCUGUACACCUCCCACUCCGACCCCGGUCCCGUCCGUGAAGACGGCGAGGACAGCCAGGAGCCCAGCUCCACCCCCCCGAUUCAGGUCUCCACCAGCACCAGCACCGACCAGUCCCCUGACGCACUGGCGCUACCUGCCCCCCUCCACCAGGAGGCGCCCUCCGACCCGCACGCCAAGCCUCACAACUUUGGCAUCAGCUAGUCUCUGGCAGAGCAGGUUUCUGUCCUCUCCAGCAACCCCCGACCAACCGACACCGUAGCCCCCCUCCCCGUGUCUCACCGAAGACCCCCACCUUUCUGUCAAACCCCCUUCUGCAUGGCAUAGCAAGGAUUCCCCGCCACAGAAAUAAAGUCCGUAGUAUUUCUUAGCAUUCUUAAAGACUGUUCUUGGCAGGGAUAGACAUCUCUUUUAAAUGUACUGUGUAAUAAGCAGUUCUGCUUGUAUAUGGGGAAAAAAGGCAGUUCGAAGGAGAAGAAAAAAGCAACACGCUUCAUUAGGUGUUGGGGGUUGCAGGAGUGGGGGUGGGGGGUCAGGGGGUAGGUAAAACUGGUAGAUUGUUUAAUCAAAUACGUUCUGUGACCUGUGUUCCAGCAUUCGCAAUAUGAAUAAGCUCCAUAUCACCAGAAAAGAAAAUAUGCCUGUCUGAAUGGAAAUCUGUGUAUUGCUCUGUAAUGUAUGUUAUAGGAAAAAAAAAAGAAAAAAAAAUGCUGUACUUUUCAGGAUUACGUUUACACUCAAUCCAGGUUCUGUUUGGAAACUUAAAACAUGAUGCAAAAAAAAAAAGAAAAAGAAAAAGGAAAAAUAACAAAAUGGCCACAUCUGUUGUACAGUGUCCGCAUCACGGUCUUGCUUCAGGUAUUUCACCCCAAGUCUAAACUCAGGUAAUUUGGAAUGUAUCCAUGCAUGGACAGAUCCCAGUCUGCAGCUUUUUUAAGUUUAAUUUUGGGGCGGACGAAAGUUAUACAAUAAGCAUCACUCUAUUGCCUUUCCCUUUUGUACAUUGACCUUUGCUCAUGACAUUCCGUGUUGUUGGAAUAAGUGCUUUCUGCUCUGAGGUGUACUUCCCAGAACAGACAAACCUCUCCACCAGCAGCGAUGAUGCACCACAUCAUCAUUCCAUGUUGAGAAAAAAAAAAGGAAACAUUUUCAAAGCAGCAUUUAUAAGAGAUAUUCAGGUGUUACUCAUUCAAUGACUGUUAAAGAUGUUUGCAAAUGAAUGUCCUCAGUAUGGAGCUGUGCAGAAGAAACAUUCCACGUGUUCUUAGUAGGUUGGUGAUAUACGGAAGAUGCCCAGGAAAAACGACCAUUCAGAUUUUCAGGGGUAUAAAUGUAAGCACACACUUCCCCAACCUGCAAAGGCUGUUAGGUCUUCAAUCAUUUUGAACAAUUUCACCCCAAGCUUUCUGCUCUUAAAUUUCCAUAAAAUAUAUUUUGAUAUUGUUAUUCAUGGUAGCUUUAUUGUAAGGAAUAGAAACCCAAGUCCUCUGAAUUGUAUUUCUGAUACAAAGAGGACAUGCUGCUUAAAUGACAAAAUGGUAACAAAUGCGAUAAUUCCACUUUGCAACUAUGGCCAGACUCCUACACGACGAGUAUGGAAGCCCACACAUUAGUUUUGAUAUAUUUAUAUGCUCCUUCAGAAGUGUUGAUAUAAAUCCUUCUCAUUUCACCUUUACAAGGUUAGAUAUGGCUUUAAAAUUGAUCAAGUUGAUGCAAUGUUAGCCAACACCUUUUUUUAUAUUAUAGUAUAUCCAAUGACCAAGUUGGUCUCCACUUGAAAGUAACCUUUUAAAGUUACUCUAAAUAUGAAAUUUAAGUCAAUUCCUUUCCAUGUUUAUGAGGAUGAAACCAAGUCGAAAUUUAACGCAUUGACAAAUAUAAAUUACUUUUAAUCAAAGCACUCGAAAUGUGCUUGAGACUCAUUGCUGGAGGAAACAUUCUUUGAAUGUAUUCCUAUAUCUCUCUUAUCAUAUAGGGAAAACUGUGUGCCAAUGGUCACACACUAUGGCAAUAAGCUAUCAGGUUCUGCAAGAUGAAAGGAGGAUGUACUUAUCUUGUGCAUGUACAGUACUGUACACGGUAAUGGAGGAAGUAAUGAACCACCACCACCACCCCCACUCCCUCCGGAAUGAGACGCAUAUUUCCAAAGAGACCAGUACAAUAUCCCUGCGUUUUAAAGCAUCAAACAAACAGCACAAUUUUACAUCAACAUCCACCUGAGCUCAAGAAGUACUAGGUGUCCUUCAGAGUAGUUAUUGUAGUGUACAGACCACUACUGCAGAAUUAGUACAUUGGUAACGGGGGGGGAAAUAAACCCAAAUAGUUUGUUAUACUGACGUUAUUUUUCUUUUUUUGCAUUUCCUCCCUUUGCAGAAAUUUCAAGAACGUUGUUAAGCUUGUUUAAAGUUUGUGCAUAGCUCCACUGUAAUGUCCGGCCACUGUGUUCAGCAGUGUUUAACAGUUGCCACACAAACAUAUAUAUUUAAUUUUGGCUGUGUGUGGCUUUUUUCGUUUUGUAUUUUUCCAAUAUAGAGCUCUUGUGUCAUUUGAAUAAAGUUAAUAGCUGAACCAAC